Molecule: messenger RNA, 2694 nt
Organism: Verticillium alfalfae VaMs.102
Lineage: Eukaryota; Fungi; Ascomycota; Sordariomycetes; Glomerellales; Plectosphaerellaceae
Product: leucyl-tRNA synthetase
Exons: 3
Coding region: 1-2694 (897 amino acids)
Biological process (GO): leucyl-tRNA aminoacylation; mitochondrial translation
Cellular component (GO): mitochondrion
Molecular function (GO): ATP binding; aminoacyl-tRNA deacylase activity; leucine-tRNA ligase activity
Source: RefSeq, a predicted model, not a curated record
AUGAUGCAGGCGCUCUGUGCACGACGAACGGGCCAGCAAUGGUCCUCCAACAAGGCAGUCAUUGCCGCCCUGCGAACUCCCCUUGCCCGCCAGCCUCUUCUCAUCUCCAUUCGACAGCCUCACAAGUCUUCCUGUCUGCAUCAGCGACGAGGCUAUGCCGACCACCGAACUGAUCGACUCGAUCUGCCUGCUCUAGAUCGGAAAUGGCGUGAGAACUGGGCGUCCUGCCAGGAGCCUGCCGCGAGCCACGACAACAAGCCGACCAAGUUCGUCUUGCCCAUGUUUCCCUACCCUUCCGGCACUCUGCACUUGGGCCACCUGCGAGUCUACACCAUUGCCGACGUCGUGGCGCGUUUUCAUGCCCUCCAGGGGUCCAAGGUCCUGCUGCCAAUGGGCUGGGACGCAUUCGGUCUGCCCGCCGAGAACGCUGCCAUUGAGAGGGGCAUCAACCCCGCCACCUGGACGACAUCUAACAUCGCCAAGAUGAAGGAGCAGCUAGGCAAGAUGCAUGGCAGCUGGGACUGGAGCAAGAAACUCUUUCUGAUGCUACACGAACGAGGUCUCGCCUACCAGGCCGAGUCCGAAGUCAACUGGGAUCCCGUCGACCUGACUGUGCUGGCGAAUGAACAGGUCGACGCCAAUGGCUGCUCGUGGCGGUCCGGGGCCAAGGUCGAGAAGCGCCAGCUGAAGCAGUGGUUCUUCCGCAUUUCCGAGUUCCGCGACGCUCUCCUCGCCGACCUCGAGGCCCUCGCCAAGGAAGAGGCCUGGCCUGAGAGGGUUCUCGCCAUGCAGAAGAACUGGCUCGGCAAGUCGACAGGCGCCACCGUCAAGUUUCCCGUCAUGGCCAUGGGACAGGACGCCCACGCCGCUAUUGAAGUAUUCACCACGAGGCCGGACACCUUGUUCGGCGUGCAAUACCUGGCUCUGGCAUCGACCCACCCUGUCGUCGCCCAGCUGGCAAAGAGCGACCCCGAGCUGCAGGCUUUCCUCGAUACUCUCCCUGGCCUGCCGCGAGACUCCAAGGUCGGGUACAUGCUGCCCCAGAUUCGGGCCGUCAACCCUCUGGCCUACCACGAAGACACCCCAGACGCGACCAAGGCUUCGCUGCCCAUUUAUGUGGCAUCCUAUGUGCUCGGUGACUACGGCGAGGGUGCCGUCAUGGGUGUUCCGGGUCACGACGUGCGGGAUCAUGCCUUUUGGAAGGAGCACCGCUACGAUGAGCCCGUGCGCUUUGUUCUGGCAGCUUCUGAGGAUGAGUCGACAACAGCCAUGGCCAAUGAGCCCAUGGUGGACCACGGCAUCAUGACGGAGCAAAGUGGCCCGUUCAAAGGCAAAAAGUCCAUCGAUGGAGGCAAGAUGCUCGUCUCCAUUCUCGAAGCCGCCGACCUCGCCAAGCCGAUGGACAAGUGGCGGCUCAGAGACUGGCUCAUCAGUCGGCAGAGGUACUGGGGCACUCCCAUCCCCAUCAUUCACUGCGACUCCUGUGGGCCGGUGCCUGUUCCCGCAGACCAGUUGCCGGUCAAGCUGCCCAACGUGAGCGACCACUGGGCGGGUGGCCAGCCUGGUAACCCCCUCGAGAGGACGCCCGAAUGGUCGGAAACCAGCUGUCCCAAGUGCGGAGGCGCAGCAAAGAGGGACACUGACACCAUGGACACUUUUGUGGAUUCCAGCUGGUACUAUGCCAGGUUCGCCGACCCCCAUAACAAGGGGCUUCCGUUCUCUCAGGAGGCCACCAAAAUGCUGCCCGUGGACCUCUAUCUCGGCGGCAUCGAACAUGCCAUUCUGCAUCUGCUGUAUGCUCGCUUCAUCUACAAGUUCAUGGCGUCAACAGAUCUGUUCCCUUCAGGGCCGGAUUCGGAAACGAUCAGUCACGAGCCUUUCAAGAGGCUCAUCACCCAAGGCAUGGUCCAUGGCAAAACGUACAGCGACCCUGAGACGGGCAGAUUCCUCAAACCCGACGAAGUCGACCUUAGCGACGCCUCUAAUCCGAAGGUUGUCGCAACGGGCGCCACGGCCAAUGUCAGUUUCGAGAAGAUGAGCAAGUCGAAGCACAACGGCGUGGACCCCACCGUCUGCAUCGAGACGCACGGUGCCGACGCCACACGCGCCCACAUGCUCUUCCAGGCCCCGGUCAGCGAUGCAGAGCUGUCCAAGUGGGACACCGAGGCUGCGCUCUGGCGAGCCGUCCAAAGCACCAUCACGUCCGUGACCGACUCGUACAACAAGGUCUACCCCAUGAACACGAUCGUCUCCGACCUCAUGAGCCUCACCAACACGCUGCUCGAUAGCGAGGCGUCCAGCCCAGUCGUUCGUCGGGAAGCCACGUCGGCGAUUCUGCGCAUGCUGGCGCCCAUCACGCCAGCGUUUGCCGAAGAGUGCUCGAGUCUCCUGCACCCGGGCACGCGAUCCAUGUUCACGUCGGCGGCGUUCCCGACGGCGGACGACACGGCGGCGCUGCUGCAGCCGCGGAAGCAAACGUGCGCCAUUCAAGUCAACGGCAAGGUCCGCGGCGUCGUGCAGAUCCCCAAGCCGCCGGCGGGGCUGGCGGGGGAUACGCUGCGAGACUGGAUGGUUGCCGAGGUGUUCAAGACGGAAGAGGGGCAGACCAAGUUCUCGAGCGGGCCGUGGGAUGUCAGGUCGCCAAAGCGGGUCAUCGUGGCAAGGGGCGCCAAGACGGUCAACUUUGUCGUGUAA